Messenger RNA from Ilex paraguariensis (yerba mate), 469 nucleotides. The record is from the annotation of a GenBank genome assembly. Lineage: Eukaryota; Viridiplantae; Streptophyta; Magnoliopsida; Aquifoliales; Aquifoliaceae.
UUGUCUAUUCUACCUGUGUCAAACAAUGCCAGAAAUUGAGUCAAGCAGCAAUCAGGGCAGGGUUGGGAAAGGGAUCAUUCAAUCAGGAGGAAACAGUAAUGUGAUCCUUCCUGCAACGGUACCUCAGGUACAGGCUGAAAUCGAAGAUGCUGAUAAGUGGAUAAUCUCGGUGAUGGAAGACGGUGGCCGUAAGAGCGGAGCCAUUCGAUCCAAACAAAAAAAGUUACAGAAGGUUGUACAAGAACUAAGAAAUAACAAGGAGCUCGAAGGAUGUUUUGAUCCAAGAGUUGUUUCGAUUGGCCCCUAUCACCGAGGCAAGCCUGAGCUCGAAGAUGCGGAGGAGUUGAGGACUACGUUAGCAUUCAACUUCAUUCCAAAAGAGUUCUAUAACAAAUUCUUAGAGUUGGUUGGGGCUACUACCUUGAUGGCUCAACACAUGACUAUGAUGAUGACGCAUUUGCCCAUAUGA